Molecule: messenger RNA, 1452 nt
Organism: Notodromas monacha
Lineage: Eukaryota; Metazoa; Arthropoda; Ostracoda; Podocopida; Cyprididae
Source: the annotation of a GenBank genome assembly
AUGCCUACAAAAAAAGAAAUUCAGGCACAGGACAAUCCAGGGUUUCAGCUGGAUGAACCCCCUGAUGUGAAGGAGAAUGGUGGAGGUAAAAAGAAGAAGAAAGAUGCCCAGAAAAAGGAAGAGAAGCCUUUGAUCCCUGAGGCAGCACCAGUAUCAUUUUUCAGGCUGUACCGCUUUGCAGAUGCAAAAGACAAGGUUUACCUCUUUCUUGGCUUCCUGGCAUCUCUGACAUCUGGUCUCUGUUUUCCUGCCAUGGUCAUCUUGUUUGGCAGAAUGACCAACUCCUUGGUGUCCAAUGGCAUCAUUUCCAUGCUUGAGACACUUGCCAGCAAUUCAACAGUUGAAGAACUGUGUGUUGAAUUUUUGGCCAGUAAUGAGACCUACUUGGAAUCAUUCUACAACAUGAGUGGACCAGAUAUCACACUGAUCCAGAAUGCCUGUGAUGUGGACAUGACAGCUGAGAUAGAGAUGUUUGGGAUUGGCAAUGCUAUCCUGGGAGCUAUCCAGUUGCUGCUUGGAUACUUGUCUGUCUUCAUGCUGAAUGCAGCUGCUGAAAAUCAGGUUUUCAGAAUUAGAUCCUUGUUUUUGAAAGGAGUCCUGAGACAGGACAUUGGCUGGUAUGACACUCACCAAACUGGGGAUUUUGCCAGUAGGGUCACAGAGGACUUGAACAAACUGCAAGAAGGAAUAGGAGAAAAAGUUGGAAUGUUUGCAUUUUUCAUGACUGUCUUUGUGGCAUCUUUGAUCAAUGCUCUGGUUCAUGGCUGGGAACUGACUUUAGUCAUCAUGUCUGUCAUGCCUGUACUCAUGAUUGCCAUGGGCAUUAUGGCAAAGGCAAGUUUGAAAAUCCAUAGACGCUUUGUGCAAAGCUCUAUAUCAGAGCUGGAACUGAAUGCUUACGGAAAUGCUGGAGCAGUUGCAGAAGAAGUUAUUUCCUCCAUAAGAACAGUUGUUGCAUUUGGUGGACAGGAGAAGGAAGUGGAAAGAUACAAUGUGAACUUGGUGAAAGCAAGGAAAUUAGGCAUCAAGAGAUCCUUGUGGACAGGGAUUGGAGGAGGACUGGCUUGGUUCAUGAUUUUUGUGUCCUAUGCAAUGGCCUUUUGGUAUGGACCCAAGCUCAUCAUUGACUCCAGAGGCCAAGAAAACCCAGAAUAUGAUGCUUCAGUUUUGAUAAUAGUAUUCUUCAGUGUGCUGAUGGGUGCAAUGAAUGUUGGCCAAGCAACCCCAUACAUUGAGUCAUUUGGUGUGGCAAGAGCUGCAGCUGCAACUCUGUUCACCAUCAUUGACAGGCAGCCCCCCAUUGACAGCAGUUCUGAGGCUGGGAAGAAACCCAAGUUAAUCACUGGAAGGGUUCAAUUCAAAGAUGUGAAAUUCCAUUAUCCAAGUAGACCUGAUGUACCGAUACUUCAGGGAUUGAGUCUGGAUAUUGAGCCUGGACAAACAGUAGCUUAG